Molecule: messenger RNA, 3443 nt
Organism: Pungitius pungitius (ninespine stickleback)
Lineage: Eukaryota; Metazoa; Chordata; Actinopteri; Perciformes; Gasterosteidae
Gene: hspa4a
Product: heat shock protein 4a
Exons: 19
Coding region: 205-2727 (840 amino acids)
Biological process (GO): protein folding
Cellular component (GO): nucleus; cytosol
Molecular function (GO): ATP-dependent protein folding chaperone; ATP binding
Source: RefSeq, a predicted model, not a curated record
UGCCGUUGAACUGUAUAUAUGUCUAUGCUGCAGACACACCGGUAUUUGUCAGCAGUGGAUUAUGACUAGAAGUUGAUAUACUUAAAACAUAGAAACACGCUACUUCACCUUGCUUUUACAUCCAUCUAAAGCAUCAUUGCUUUCUAUUUGUGUUAGUCCGACUUUAGACAACGUUAUAGCUAGAAUACAGCUCUAUCGCUGAAGAUGUCAGUGGUCGGAUUCGACUUGGGCUUUCAAAGCUGCUAUGUAGCUGUAGCCCGAGCCGGUGGGAUUGAGACAGUCGCCAAUGAAUACAGCGACAGAUGCACGCCCUCAGUAAUAUCCUUUGGACCACGAAAUCGGUCUAUAGGAGCAGCUGCGAAGAGCCAGGUGGUGACCAACUGUCGGAACACAGUGCAGGCCUUCAAGCGAUUUCACAGCAGAGCGUUUUCAGACCCGUAUGUCCAGUCAGCCAAGUCCAACUUGGUGUACGACCUGGCCGAGAUGCCAUCUGGAGCCACCGGUAUUAAAGUCAUGUACAUGGAGGAGGAGAGAGUGUUCAGCAUCGAGCAGGUCACAGGCAUGCUGCUCAGCAAACUAAAGGAGACUGCUGAAAGCGCACUAAAGAAACCAGUGGCAGACUGUGUCAUCUCGGUCCCGAGCUAUUUCACCGACUCAGAUAGGAGGUCUGUCAUGGAUGCUGCUCAGAUCGCGGGCCUCAACUGUCUGCGAUUAAUGAAUGAGACCACUGCAGUGAGUCUGGCAUAUGGCAUCUACAAGCAGGACCUGCCAGCGCCAGAAGAGAAGCCCAGGAAUGUGGUGUUUGUGGACGUCGGCCACUCGGGUUACCAGGUGUCCGUUUGUGCAUUCAACAAGGGAAAGCUCAAGAUUCUCGCCACAGCGUUUGACGCGGAGCUCGGAGGGAAGGCUUUGGAUGAAAUCCUGGUCAACCACUUCUGCGAGGAGUUCGGGAAAAAGUACAAGCUGGACGUGAAGUCCAAGCCCCGGGCGCUGGUCCGGCUGCACCAGGAGUGUGAGAAACUCAAGAAGCUGAUGAGCGCCAACUCCUCCGACCUGCCUCUCAACAUCGAGUGCUUCAUGAAUGACAUCGACGUCUCCGGUAAACUCAACAGGGGUCAAUUUGAGGAGAUGUGUGCAGGGCAUCUGGCCAAAGUGGAGGGUCCCCUGCGCAGCGUCAUGGAACAAGCCAAGCUGAAAAAGGAAGAUAUUUAUGCCGUGGAGAUCGUGGGCGGCGCCUCCAGAAUCCCAUCCAUCAAGGAGCGGAUCAGCAGGUUCUUCGGCAAAGAGUUGAGCACCACGCUGAACGCCGACGAGGCCGUGGCCAGAGGCUGCGCGCUGCAGUGUGCUAUCUUGUCACCAGCGUUCAAAGUCAGAGAGUUCUCCAUCACAGAUGUUGUUCCCUACUCCAUCUCUCUAAAAUGGAAUUCGGCAGCUGAGGAGGGACUGAGUGAUUGUGAGGUCUUCCAAAAGAACCACGCAGCUCCCUUCUCCAAGGUACUGACCUUCUUCCGGAAGGAGCCCUUCACCCUUGAAGGUUACUACAGCAACCCUAAGGAGCUGCCCUACCCCAACAGCCAUAUAGGCCAGUUCCUGAUCCACAACGUGGUUCCUCAGGCGUCUGGGGAGAGUUCCAAAGUCAAGGUGAAGGUCCGGGUCAACGUUCACGGCAUGUUCAGCGUUUCGAGCGCCUCGCUCAUAGAGGUCCUGAAAACAGCUGAGGGAGAAGAGCAGUCAGAGACGGACCAGCCGGCCAAAGAGGAGGAGAACAAAAUGCACGUGGACCAAGAGGAUCCGAAGCUCCAGACUGGAGACAACGGAGACCCCAAAUCAGAGGUGGAGGAGAUGGAGACAACUGAAGAUGCCAAGCAGGCAAAGAAAAACGACCAGCCCCCUCAAGCAAAGAAGCCCAAAGUGAAAACGAAGACCGUGGAGCUGCCCGUCGAGCACAAACUGCUCGGGCAGCUGUCGGAUGACGUACUAAAUAUGUCUGUGGAGAAUGAGGGGCAGAUGAUCAUGCAGGAUAAACUCGAGAAGGAGAGGAACGACGCCAAGAACAACGUAGAGGAGUACGUGUACGACAUGAGGGACAAACUGCACGGGGUCUUGGAAAAGUUUGUGAAUGAGGCGCAUCGAGACGCGUUCUCCUUAAAGCUGGAGGACACAGAGACCUGGCUAUACGAAGACGGAGAGGACCAACAGAAACAAGUUUACAUCGACAAACUGGCUGAGCUGAAGGAAAUGGGCCAGCCAAUUUUUGAGAGAUACAUUGAAGCUGAGGAGAGACCUAAAGCGUUUCAGGAGCUUGGCAGAUUGAUCCAGAUGUACAUGAAGAUCAUUGACGCCUACAAGGCAAAGGAUGAGCUGUACGAUCACAUGGAUGAGCUGGAAGUGACCAGCGUGGAAAAGCAGGUGAAGGCUGCCAUGAUCUGGAUGAACGGCAAGAUGAACCAGCAGAACAAUCAGGACCUCACUCUGGAACCAGUGGUCAAAGUGGGAGAGAUCCAGGCAAAGAUUAAGGAGCUCUACUCGGCCUGUAACCCUGUGGUGUCCAAACCCAAGCCCAAAGCGGAUCCCCCCGAGGAGGAGAAGACUGAGAACGGGCCGGUGAACGGGCAGGAGGGGGCCGAGAGGACGGAUAGUCCGCCUGGCAACUCGGACAAAGCCACACCCGCGGGCGCGGAGCAAGGGGCGGCGGAGAAGAAGCUCCCCGACAUGGACAUCGACUAACGGUUUCCCCCCCCCCCCCCCCCCCCUCCAACCUGACCGGUGUUCCUCAAAAACCCAAACGACGGCAUCCCUAAUAAAUACUGUACGACAGCCGGCGUCAUCGGCACGUCAUCCCCCCAUUCCCCCAUUUUUUUUUUCUUCGAAUUCAAAAAUAUUGCAUAACAUUGAUAAUGAAUAGACUACUUUAUGACAUUAAGGUUGUCAGUGUCUGGCGGAAAAACGCUUCCUCCGCGUUGCUCUGACGGCCAUCGUGCUAAAGAUUGUUUAGUUCAGCGUCUCCUGAGCAUAUUUAAGAUAAGAAUGUCGGCUUUGAAGAAUUGUAAGCAAAGAGGCAGAAGAAAAGAAGUAAUACACACCGGAUUUAUGACUGUGUAAAAUAUUUCAGUGUGUCUAUUUACGAUAUGGGUAUAGAGGGGUAUGUUAAUGAGCAUCUACUGUUCCAAGUUGUACAUGACUUAAAAUAAUUGUAACUGCUGGAUUGUGUUUAUAUUUAGUUUAAAGUUAAAGGAAGGAGUUAUUGAGUUUACUUGUAUUGUAUGUUCCAACUAGAUACCAUAAGUUACUGUCAUGCAGUAUUUCUUGUUUGGCUUUUCUCAUUCAAAAGCAGUGGUUGGUUGUUUGGUUCUCUAGACUUGUACUGUUUGUUUUUUUCUACUUAACAGUUUGAGCUGUGGUCCAACUAUUGACCUUCUAAAAAAUAAAUCUUGAACAAAAUA